GUACGUAUAGGAUCGGUAUCGUCCAAUGAUAGUGGACUCUGUUCUUAUGCCCAACAUGAUACAAGCUCUUCAUCAUCUGUCUAUACGGCGGCCGAUUGUCGUUUAUUACAACAGAUUUCCAAUACGGCUGCAACACGCAAUAUAAAUACUCAAUGUAGUCAAAGAGCUUUAUCACCACAUACCUUACACCCAGCAACAACAACAGUUACACAAACUGCAAAUAGUAUGAAUGCACUACCACUGCCACAAACACAAUCACAACAACAGCAACAAUUACCACCACCAACAUUGACCCCUCCACCUUACUUAAUGCGUGGUCAAAAUUUACAAAUGUUUAUGACAAACGGUGGCAAUAAUGCUGUUAAUGGUGGAACACAUGCACCACCGCCACAACUUCUACAUAAUAGACCGUUGUCGCCACCAUUACAGCAGCCAAAUAUGCCACCUCCAUAUGCCACAGCGGCCGCUAUGUUACAUCAUAAUCAUAGACAUUCCAAUAUGCAUGGUGCUGCUGGUUGCCCCAUAUGUCCUAUGCCACCACCGAUGAACCAAUAAAUAAAACCAAUAACAAUUUUUUAUAUAUAAAAUGAAUAU
Molecule: messenger RNA, 594 nt
Organism: Lucilia sericata (common green bottle fly)
Lineage: Eukaryota; Metazoa; Arthropoda; Insecta; Diptera; Calliphoridae
Exons: 2
Coding region: 226-555 (109 amino acids)
Source: RefSeq, a predicted model, not a curated record